Entelurus aequoreus (snake pipefish) is the source of this 1704-nucleotide messenger RNA. RefSeq names its product transmembrane protein 176 (gene tmem176). The record is from RefSeq and is a predicted model, not a curated record. Gene Ontology annotation, cellular component: membrane. The coding region runs from base 265 to 888 and encodes 207 amino acids. The transcript has 7 exons. Lineage: Eukaryota; Metazoa; Chordata; Actinopteri; Syngnathiformes; Syngnathidae.
GCAAAAUGGCGUCGAGUGUGAUGAAAAUAAGUAUUUAAAAAGUAUUUAACGUACCUUUAAAAGAGUAGGCAGUGAAUGUUGACUUGCAACUAUGCUGCUUGGUGGAAGUGCUGGAAGACGUCAUGAACAUUUGGAACAAACAAGGAUGGAGAGAAAGGAAGCGGAGGAGGAGUUUCUUGGAAUCCUUUUGACCAAACAACAACUUCUGUUCUUCAAGGAUUUCUUCAUCACGAAUAAGGAUCAACUUCUCUCAAAACCUCGGUGAUGGCAGUUUCUGUCCCGAGGGUUCUGGAAUUAGAAGUCCAAGAGGACGCCAAUGCAGUGAAACUGAUAGACAAACAGCAAGAAGUGUGUGGUGCGAACCAGAAAGGACAGCCCAAAUGUCUCGGGGUUAGUCAGAUUAUGCUGGGACUGAUGAUCAUGUCCUACUCUAUUCCUCUGCACUUCACUGAGUUCACUCAGGUGGUUUUCCUGGGAGUACCAUGGUGGAGUGGCCUGGUGUUUAUUAUUGCUGGAGUGGUGGCUGUCAUCUUGGACAAACGCUGUACGACAUGGACUUACUGCGUGUCCAUGAUUGUGAACGUGGUGUCUGUGGUGCUGUCCAUCGUGGCUGUGAUCAUCUAUUCUGUGGACCUGGACAAAAACCCAGAGUUCCCCUGUGUCAGGAAGAGCAUACAUCACUCCGCCUGUAGUGAAAGAUUCUACGCUACAAGACUGUCCAGAGGACUGAAAUCCUUCCUGCUAUUGUUCACACUGGCCCAGACUGUAGUGUGUGCCACUCUUUGCAUCCUUCUCUACAGACACAAACGCGCCAUUGGGUUGUAUGCUCCUUUUCCUGGAUCCGCUUCAUCUCCUCCAAGAGUCCUCAUAACUCCCGACCAGUGCUGAUCAGUCACAUCACAACAUGAACACUUUUUGUACAUUAAGGAUGCAAAAACUAUAUGAAGGGUUGAAUGUGACAAUAUUAGAUAAAUACAUACAUUUUUAAAGAAUUACUUAAAUGGGUCAUCAAUUAUAUUGGAAUGAAACACAUAAAUAUGUGUCAGUUUAAUGUAAAAGUACAUUUAAUUAUUUUAAUCGUUUAAUAAAUGAUUGAUUUCAUUAUUUCUUAAUUCAACCAAUUAUUUCACAAUGUUAUUGAUGAGGGCUUUGUGAAUUCAGUAAAACUCGCCUGUCGCAGUCCAAACACCUGAUUGAUUACCCAGCAGAGAAGUACUGGUCGAUAUCUUGGUCGGAAAGUGCAGAAAUAACUCCCAACAACUGCAAUACAUCCCUCUACUUCAACUGCUACAUGCUCUAGGUCUCUGUAAGGUCUAAAAUAUAAAAAUACCACCAACUCCCGCAAAAGUAUUCCCUCCUUAGCCGCCAUAUUUCGAAAGACAUCCAAAGUUCCAGGCUUCAAGCUGCAGCAAUCAAUCAAAAUGUAUUCAUGUAGUCAUCAAUCACAAGUGUCUUAAAAGUCUUUAAACCUCACAACGACAUCCCCUGAUUUAAAACCACAUCCAAUCAUCAAACUAAAAUCCUUUAGGCCCCGCCCACUGACUUUAAUGGGUGAGUUUGACGGAUACAAUACAUUCAUGAGGCGCUGACAUGUUCAUGACAUAGUUAAAUAAAAUAUUAAAUCUAGAAAUAAAUAUUUUAAUUAUAAAAAUAAUAAUUCAAUAUUGUACUUUUACAAAACCUAAAACCAGUGAAGUUGCCACG